AUGAAUCGACUGGCAACCCUGUUCCAGGAAGAACAACAUCAGCUGAAGCUCAACGAAUUUUGUGCCCAGAGAGCGUGGUGGUCAUUCAUUCCGCCACGCAGUCCUCAUUUUGGUGGGAUUUGGGAAGCCGGCGUAAAGUCGGUGAAAUCGCAUCUAAAGCUGAUCAUGGCAGAACACAAGCUGUCAUUUGAACAAUUUGCAACUGUGCUGACACAAAUCGAAGCCGUGCUAAAUUCACGCCCCCUCGUGCCAGUAUCAGAUGACCCGAAUGACAUCAAUGCCAUUACUCCUGCCCACUUUCUGAUCGGGCGUGAGUUCCAAGGAAUCCAGGAACCGUCGUAUGAACAUAUUCCGCAAGGCAGACUGUCCCAGUGGCAACUGGUUCAAGACAUGAAGCAGAAAUUUUGGAAGCUGUGA
Molecule: messenger RNA, 417 nt
Organism: Ochlerotatus camptorhynchus
Lineage: Eukaryota; Metazoa; Arthropoda; Insecta; Diptera; Culicidae
Exons: 1
Coding region: 1-417 (138 amino acids)
Molecular function (GO): nucleic acid binding
Source: RefSeq, a predicted model, not a curated record